Molecule: messenger RNA, 1398 nt
Organism: Prorocentrum cordatum
Lineage: Eukaryota; Dinophyceae; Prorocentrales; Prorocentraceae
Source: the annotation of a GenBank genome assembly
GGGGCCGGCGGAUUCACCAAGGACUACAAGGCCGGCGACGAUUGCAGGGCCAGAAAUCCCGACGACGAGCGCUGGUAUCCUGGCACGGUGGCGGAGGCGCUUGGCGAGAACAUCUUCCGCGUGAAGUGGGACGAUCCUGAUGGAGGCGAGGAGACCUUGGACGUCCACGCCGAGAACAUGAAAAAGGUCAAUGUCGAGCGAGACUACAAGAGGGGCGACCAGGUGCUUGGCAGAUUUCCACAGGACGGCAUGAUUUACCCAGGUACUGUGACGAAGGCGGACAAGGAUGGCGCGUUCACGGUCAAGUGGGCUGAUCCCGACGGUGGCCGGGAGGAGUCCGACGUGAGCCCGAAGGACAGGAAGGUCCCUCCCAUCCCGUUCGACUCACUCGAGGUCGGCCAGGAGUACCAGGGAACCGUGCGCAGAGCGCGGGACUUUGGCGCCUUCGUCGACAUCGGAGCCGAGGGCGACGGGUCGGUGCACAUCUCGUCCAUCUCCACGGAGCGCAUCGACGACAUCUAUUCGGUAUUGGAGGAGGACCAGGAGGUCAGGGUCUGGAUCAGCGGCCUGCGCGACGACGGGAAGUUCGGCCUGACCAUGAUCGAGGGCAAGACGGACAGCGACCAGGGGCGUCGUGUCCAGAGCGACGUCACCCCUUUCGAGGGCGUGUCCCCGGACGAGUGGUUCGAGGGCGAGGUCGUGAGCACGCCGUCCUUCGGCGCGUUCAUCGUGUUGACCGCAGAGGACGGGACAGAGGCGCAGGGCCUGUGCCACGUGUCCAGGAUCACCGACGAUUUCGUGGAUAACAUCAGCGACUACGUCUCGGUGAGCCAGACAGUGAAGGUACGCGUCCAGUCCGUGGAUUUGGACGCGAACAAGAUGAGCCUGAGCAUGAGGGAGGACAGUGGCCAUGAGGGAGGACAGUGGCUUUGGUGGCGGCGGGUUUACUUCCCGGGAGCCCGCCGACCUCAGCGCCUUCGAGUCCAUCAGCCCCGACGAGUGGCUCACCGGCACGGUGGCCAGGUGCGCAUCGUUCGGGGCUUUCGUGAACGUGAAGGCGCCAGACGGCGCCUUGGCGGACGGCCUGGUGCACAUCACGCAGAUCAAGGACGGCUUCGUGGAGCACGUGGAGGACGAGCUCGAGGUCGGCCAGGAGGUGAAAGUCAGGGUGGUCGACGUCGACGUUGGUGCGGGCAAGAUGGGACUCUCGAUGAAGCCGGAGGGCGCAGAAUGAAGCGUCGCGAGCUCGAACGUUUCUGUUCCGAGGCGGUGGACAUGGAUAAAUCCCGGCCUCGCACUUGUUGCUGCGCCCGGUGGGGAGAGCCGCCAGGAGGCGCGCGGCCGCCGGGUGCCGGCCUCCGCGACUGGCGGGCAGGCUGCGGGAAGGGUCGAAGUUAG